ACUCUCUGGCUCGCAUCGCCUCUACUCUCCUAUCCCGACUGACGUUGGACAACAAAGAUGGCGGCAGGAACCAGCAAUUACUGGGAAGAUCUCAGGAAACAGGCUCGACAGCUGGAAAAUGAACUUGACCUGAAACUAGUUUCCUUCAGUAAACUAUGUACAAGUUACAGUCACAGCAGUGCCCGAGAUGGAAGACGCGACAGGUAUAGCUCUGACACAACACCCCUUUUAAAUGGAUCAAGCCAAGACAGAAUGUUUGAAACUAUGGCGAUUGAGAUUGAACAGCUUUUGGCAAGGCUUACAGGAGUAAAUGAUAAAAUGGCAGAAUAUACCAACAGUGCCGGUGUCCCCUCCUUGAAUGCGGCAUUGAUGCAUACAUUGCAGCGACAUAGAGACAUAUUGCAGGAUUAUACACAUGAAUUCCAUAAAACCAAAGCAAACUUUGUGGCAAUACGGGAAAGGGAGAAUCUCAUGGGAUCAGUACGAAAGGAUAUUGAGUCAUAUAAAAGUGGGUCUGGAGUAAACAACAGAAGAACUGAACUAUUUUUGAAAGAACAUGACCACCUUCGAAACUCAGAUCGUCUAAUAGAAGAGACAAUAAGCAUUGCUAUGGCAACAAAAGAAAAUAUGACUUCACAGAGAGGAAUGUUGAAGUCAAUUCAGAGCAAAAUGAACACUUUGGCUAAUCGUUUUCCUGCUGUGAACAGCCUUAUCCAGAGGGUCAACCUUAGGAAGCGGCGAGACUCACUCAUCCUGGGUGGUGUUAUUGGUGUCUGUACCAUCCUAUUGCUGCUGUAUGCUUUCCAUUGAUGAGACAUCUCCAGGGACUCUUGACAACCACCACUUUCACACCCUGAUCCGGAAUCAGAAAAAGUAGGAAGGAGAAGUUGACUGGCCUGAUAAUUAGCCUGACCGGCAGGAUUAAUUCAAGACUGAUAGUGAUGGACUCUGUGACAUGGUCAGGUUGAGCUGAAGUCACAGGUUUUCUGUGCUAUCUUUUCUAACACAUAUUUCCUUCUGUUUUUAGUUUAAAAAAAAUAAUAAAUGUUUUCAGUUGCUUUUGUCUCCCGAAGAGGUAAGUAAACCCAUCAGAAACACAGUUUCCGUGCCUCAGUGAAAGUGUUGAAGGCUGAUGACAAGCCCGGUCUUACAGCUGGAUUCUUCAGAAAACCAGGUUUCUCUAUAUCCAAAGACUGCUUUCCUUUCAGCCACCAGAUGGGGGUUGUGAAUAAAAAUAGUUUUUGUCCUUUUAUUUUACACUCAUGAUGAGAAAUCACAAGUCAUUUCUUGAUAAUCUGUGCUAUAAAUUUCUACUCUUUGUCCCCAUCUCUUUUGGUAUUCAAGAAAAAUUACAUUUUUCAAAGAAUCUUUGAGAUGCUCACAGACCACCUUCAACACAGUUGAGAUUGUCUGAAAUAGAAGACAAGUACUGCAAAAAAGCUUUUUUCUUUAUUUUAUUUUUUAAUCGUGCACACACUGGGGUUAACUGUAUUCCUGGAAAAACAUCAAGAAUGACAGGCUUUUUUUUUGGUCAGUCACUGUUUUUUGUUUUUUGUUAAUCUCUUCCAUUGGGUUAAUAUUUACUACUGUAAGAAAACGAAAUCUCAGUUCUACCAUGACAAAAAGCCAAUGUCUGUCAUUGCAACUGUUCUUCAUCAUGUCAGGAUUAACACCGGCAACUGAGUGAGGGGAAUGCUUGGUUUUCAGUGAGAUCUCUUUAACAGGCCACAUGUAAAAAGACACUGAGUGAGGGGUCAUCAUCAGAUAAUUCCAUUUGUAAGCGUUCCACAUUUAUGAGCAAAAGUUUAAGAACCACUGUCUGAUGUACCAGGAAUUCUGUGUUCUGUGAAAACCUAUUCAUUCCAAAUCUCUUAAGCUUUUUCAGACAUCCAGAGAAUGGCUUUAUUAUUGAAGGUGCAUAUAACAGAAUCUCUCUCUAUCUGCACCUGUCUUCUGUUACCACCCUGGACAGUGACAAAAUUUUAAACCACCCACCAGAAUUCUUUUCAAGUUUAACCAUUUCUCAGUUUCUGUAAAUCUUUUACUUCUCUAACUGAACUACUACAAAUAGGCCGAAGACUUCCAACAGCUGUAUUCCUCACCAAGAAAGAAGGCUACUCUUCACCUUUGGAAUUUACUAUGGUAUUUAUAGUGUUGGCUUAAGACCGUGCUGUGGGGAAUAAAAGGAUAUUAGCAUGUAGUUCUUAACUACGUCACAGAGUGUUGAUGGUGAUAUUCAGAUGAAUUUGAUUACAGGGUGAUGGGUAGACUAACCUCUGGUCUGGUGCAGAAACCGAGAGGUUUUUCAUUCUGGUGUCAAAGUUUUAUUAUGUUCUGGAUAUGAAGAGUGUUUGAUACAUUUUUUUUAACUACAGGGUUUAUUUUUCUAAAUAUGGGUUGAUUGAUCAGUCAGUUGAUUGGGGAUGCCCUUAAAAGAAAGUUUAAGUUUUCCCAGUGUGAACCUUAAAAGAUCAGAGAAAUAAGUUCAUUUAUUAAAUUCUCUGUUGGGAGAACAAAACUUCUCUCCCCUGACACUUUAUUAUCUUUGAUUUUUCAAAGGGUCUUGAUCAGUGGUUGUGCCUCAGCUAGAAUUUAUGGGACUUUGGUUGCUGUAUAGUCGGCAUUUAGAAAAUCUGAAGUAUCAUAAAUAAAGUUAUUUAUUUAAUUAUACUACCAGUCUUUUUUACUGGUCUGACUGUUUGGUGUGUUCAUUAACGGGUGAUGGUGUGAGACUAAAACUAGGACCCAAGCUAAUCUAGCUUUUGCUGCAGCUGAGCAAACAAACACUUUUGAUGGCUGGUAAGCCUUUCCAUUAGGGUUGCGCUUAAAUGAAGUAAUAGAAUUAUGUUGAUUAUUUUCUUUAUGAAAAUAAAGAAACUAGUUCUUCUGAGGAAGUUGAAAAAGCGUGGUGUAGAUGUUGGUGUCAGGUAGGUCUGACUAACCUCCCAGUGCUGUAGCCCAUAGUGAGGUAACCCAGGGCCAAACAUAGAGCGCUAGGGCUGUGCUCCUCUAUCCUUUAUGGUUCCUUCUUUUGCAGGAGGCCCUAGAGCAAGGACAGAAAUGUGCCAUUUACAAGUAGAGGCUUAUUUUGGAUCCCAUGAUAGCUGAUUUGAACUCUUUCAGUUUCAUGCCAUUUAGCCUUUUUUUUUAAGCAUCUUGGUUUUCUUAACUUUUUUGCUGUCCUUACAAACCAGUUACUAGGCUCAGGGGCCAACAGUAAAUUGCUUAUUAGAGCCAGACAGAGCCGGGUCCAAGGAAUUUUCUAUUCCUUGUCCCAAAUGUUACCUCUUAGAGGAAGUUAUUCUCUCUCAGCCAUUGUCUUAUAUGAUGGAUCUUUCCUUUUGGGAUCUUUUUAAUAACCACUCAAAACUUUCCAUUUCACUUUAAAAGUAUGAAAAACCAUGGCAACAAAAAGGGCAGAAAAUUCCAAAAGGUAUACUUCUGAGAGUUUGUUUUACUGUGCGCUGAUAACUUUAGUUUGAAAUGCUUAAUGAAUUUAUUACUCAAGUUCAAGCCCAGAUAUUCAAGUGCUUCAGUUGAUAUCUCCUGGCUAUUUCUAUAUUCUUCUUACUGUUAUUAUUAACGAUGCUGAAGGAGUCCCUGUAAUUUGCAGCAUUGCUCACCCAUAUUUUUCUGAUGUUAGAAAAAUAUGGGCUUUUCUUCUCCAUUAUUCCUUUCUCCUGCUUACCAAAAUUCACUUUUAUAGAGAAUGCCUUUUUCCAUACUGCCCAGUACUCAGAUCAGACAUGGGAGUACAAUCCUGAGAGUGGAGAUGAGUAAUGAGAGGAGUCAUCAUGAGGGCACUUUUUGCAUCUGGAACCAAUUAAUAUUGAUUUUAGUUCUUUCCUGUUGGACGCUGAAUACAUCUGAAUAGAAAAAUGUACUUAUGGAGCUUUCUGAUGCAAUGACUUUUGGCCUCUAUGGAAUUGAGGCACCUUGGACUUGCAUUCCCACCAUUAAUUUUCUAUUUCAUUGUUAAUGAUCUCAACCUGAGGAAAAGGACUUUAAAGAACUGGACUAGCCUUUUUAGUUUUCUAAUACCUCAUGUUUGAUCACUAGCCAGAUAUGAUUUCUUGGAAAUUGACUGCAUUUUCUAACUUGCAAUAUUAAGCUAUUGAGGAUAAAUGGCCAUGUCUAGUGUUACACUGAAUUUUGUGGCAAAUGUAAAGAGUAAAUGGAUUCUACUGGGAAUUGAAAUGAUUGUGUUCUAUUCUCCUUUUGGGGUAGGGGUUGUUUAGCCUGGUCUCCAAAAAGAUAUAGAGCUUUUCAUCAUGAUCUUUAUAAACUAAUCUUGUUACUCCUUUAUAAAUCUGCAUACCCGUAAGUUUUAUAGGGCAAAAGAAAAUGAGGAACAAGUCACUCUUGAGGAUGUUUAUUGGAUAAGAAGCUGAGACAGCUGAGCCAUGUCCUAAGGGAUCUUUCUCAUUUUCUUUGUGCCUAGUACAAAGUAUCAAAAGUAUUACUUUAGUAUCAAAGUAUUUGCAUCUAUUCCUAUCCUAUUAGCUCUUAGGGAGGGAAAUCAAUUCCAAUCACACUUUACCAUGAUGGAAGAUGUUUCCUCAUGAAAAAUGCCAAUACAGGUUUUAAAAAAUCUAUUCCAAAUGCACUUUCUAAUUUUUUGCUUUUAAAAUGGCUUCUUGGAACCAGGUUUAUUGUAUUUGUACUUAAUUUUUUGUUCUCAUCUAAAUGUGCAUUUUCUGACUGUAUAGAAGCUUUGUUAUGUAAUUUAAUAAUAAAUUAGAAAUAUGAA
This is a messenger RNA of Balaenoptera ricei (Rice's whale), 4750 nucleotides long. RefSeq names its product golgi SNAP receptor complex member 1 (gene GOSR1). Gene Ontology annotation, cellular component: Golgi membrane; Golgi medial cisterna; cis-Golgi network. Lineage: Eukaryota; Metazoa; Chordata; Mammalia; Artiodactyla; Balaenopteridae. The record is from RefSeq and is a predicted model, not a curated record. Gene Ontology annotation, molecular function: SNAP receptor activity. Gene Ontology annotation, biological process: endoplasmic reticulum to Golgi vesicle-mediated transport; vesicle fusion. The transcript has 9 exons. The coding region runs from base 58 to 810 and encodes 250 amino acids.